Messenger RNA from Manis pentadactyla (Chinese pangolin), 1692 nucleotides. Its product is annotated as arylamine N-acetyltransferase 1-like. The record is from RefSeq and is a predicted model, not a curated record. The coding region runs from base 434 to 1306 and encodes 290 amino acids. Gene Ontology annotation, molecular function: acetyltransferase activity. NCBI's taxonomy places the organism in Eukaryota, Metazoa, Chordata, Mammalia, Pholidota, Manidae. The transcript is spliced from 3 exons.
GGCCUGUUUAGGCUUUGAAACUGGGCUUAAUCCUAUCUCAAAUGCGAGUUCAGGCACCAGAUGCCACGCCCAGCCUGCUGUCAAGUCCUAACGUGGCUCAGAAAGUUUGGCGGACACACUUUGAAGCACUGUGCGGUGACUGGGGACAGCGAACGGUGACUCCCUUCGCCCCUCCCUGGGAGGACAGCAGAGCCUUGAGCCAGACUGUGGGUUAGACGCUCAGCCACAACACAGGCUGUGAGGGCGGGCAGGUCCCUCAGCGUCUCUAAGGCUCUUGCUCACAACUGCCUUUAGAGAAAGACAAAGGGUGGCUUUAGCCAAUUAAAAAGAUUGAAACCCGCUGCCGUACUGAAAGAUACAAAGAUUCUGAGGCGGGAACUGGACAAGGAGUUCUCAUAUCCGCCGGCUGUCCGUGGCGUCCAAAGAGGGGAUCAUGGACAUCGAAGCAUAUUUUGAAAGAAUUGGUUAUAAGAGCCCUGGGAACAAAUUGGACUUGGGAACAUUGACUGACAUUCUUCAGCACCACAUCCGAGCCAUUCCCUUUGAGAACCUUAAUAUCCAUUGUGGGCAAUACAUGGAUUUGGGCUUGGAGGCCAUUUUUGAUCAAAUUGUGAGGAGGAACCGGGGUGGGUGGUGUCUCCAGGUCAACCAACUUCUGUACUGGGCUCUGACCACAGUCGGUUUUGACACCACAAUGUUGGGUGGCUAUGUUUAUAGCACCCCCACCAGCAAAUAUAGCAAUGAUAUGAUUCACGUCCUGCUGCAGGUGACCAUUGAUGGCAGGAACUACAUAGCUGAUGCCGGGUUUGGACGCUCCUACCAGAUGUGGCAGCCUCUGGAGUUAAUCUCUGGGAAGGAUCAGCCUCAGGUGCCCUGCAUCUUCCGCUUGACAGAAGAGACAGGAACCUGGUACCUGGACCAAAUAAGAAGGAAGCAGUACAUUCCACACCAGGAAUUUCUUAAUUCUGAUCUCCUGGAAAAGAAUAAAUACCGAAAAAUCUACUCUUUUACUCUUGAACCUCGAACAAUUAAAGAUUUUGCGUUUGUGAAUGAAAUCCUUCAGACCUCUCCAAAAUCUGUGUUUACCAGUAAGUCAUUCUGUUCUUUGCAGACCCCAGAUGGAGUCCACUGCUUAGUGGGCUUCACCCUCACCUCUAGGAAAUUCAAUUAUGAGGACAAUAUGGAUUUGGUGACGUUUAAGACACUGAAUGAAGAGGAAAUAAAAGAAGAGCUGAAAAACAUAUUCAAUAUUUCCUUGGAGGGAAAGCUUGUCCCUAAACAUGGUGAUCGAUUUUUUACCAUUUAGAGUAGUAGUAAAAAUGGUCUUCAAUAUUAGUUUAGGUAAUGAAACAUUUUAUUAUUAAAAAUUUUUUAACAUAUAUAAAAGUAGAGGGAAUAAAAUCACAACCCCCUAUGUAUUUAUCACCCACUUAACUAUCAACUGUUGCCUUGGUUAUUUGCUUAAUACUCAUACAUUAUAUUGAAGAAAAUUCUAGACAUUGGAUCAUUUCACCCUUAAUACUGUCAGCAUGUAUAGUUAGGUAACGUUUUAAAGCAACACAAGGACACUUUUUCAAAAUUAAUGAUAGUAAAGAAGUUUUAAGAGUGGCCUGUUUUUUUAUUUUUGGGGGGGGAAUAGUGAUUUAUGCUAGAAAAUCUUCAUUGACUUGUGAAACUGGAUUAAGGAAACCU